AUGGAUGAAUACCAGGCGAUAGAACCAAAAGGCCAAGAUAAUACAAUAGAUGGAUUCAACAUUGUAAUCACGAGUACUAUGUUGAAGUCUGAAGUAUAUGAGGAAUCAACAGAUAAUGACAAGCCCAUUAAGAAGGAUGAAGAUAUUGAAGAAAUGGAUAUUAUUGAUAAUGACCAAAAUGAUUUACCGCCAGAAUGUUCUACGACGUCAGAUAAUACUAUUGCCUCACAUUUAAAUGAUAAUGCUGAAGAGGAGCCUUCGGAAUCCCAAAUUGACGCAGCCUGUCCCAUCUGCGGUAAAAUUAUGAGCAGACGUGAUAAUUUAUUAAAACACAUGCGUACACAACAUGAUAUAGAAGCGCCCAGUACAUAUUUAGACAAACAUAAACUUGAUUCAAAAGAAGUGUUUGCCUGUAAAAUAUGCCCAGAUAAAUACAUAAAUAAAUACACGUAUUUAUAUCAUAUACAAAAUAAACAUGGUGGUGAUGAAAGAAAGGAAAAACAAAAACCGAAGGAUAAAAUUUUUAAAUGUCGUUCAUGCGAUUAUACAGCUAGAAAUUAUACGGCAUUGAACUAUCACAAUCGUUCCAAGCAUGGCUCCGAAAACGACAAAUUUAAAUGCAAAUUUUGUUCAUACAUGUGUUUGAAGAAAUUUGACCUAUUAACACAUGUGAAAAAAUCACAUAUAGAACUGAUUAAAACACUUAAAGCUGAGGCGGGAAAUAAAGUGGAUGAAAGGGAUGCUUCAAAGGACACUGGUAGUACUAAUGCUAACUUAAAGACUUCUUCUAAAUAUGUAACAUCACAAGAAGAAUACUCUUCCAGUGAUGACAGUAUUCCAUUGGCACAAAAAAUCACUAAAUCCCAUACAAAGCCCACAAUAAAGACUGAAAUGGAUAAGGAACAAUUUAGUGAUGAAGAGUUUAUAAGGGAUUUUCUAAACAUUAAAAAAAGAAAGACUAAAAAAUCAGCACCCAAAUCAUUAGCCAAACGAUGUGAUGAAUGUGGUAAUAUUUAUAAAAACAACAAAGCUCUUUAUGCCCAUAAACGUCAUGUACAUAUCAGCGAAGAUAAGUAUAGCUUAUGUCCACAUUGUGGUAAAAAAUACAAACGAAAAAUCGAUCUUAGGCUACACAUUGAAAAGACUCAUAUUCCCAAAAAUACAACUGAAACUGCAAAACAUCCAGCAAAAGUUAGAGAGAAACGUUUUAUGUGUACAGAAUGCUCGUACAUUUGUACCACACUAACCAUCCUGAAUAUUCACAUAAAUCGUCAUCAUACUGGCGAAAAACCACAUGAAUGUGAUAUUUGCUUUAAAUCGUUUAUUGUGCCGUACGAAUUGAAAAUUCAUCGUUAUUUACAUACUGGCGAAAGGCCAUACAAAUGUCCAAUUUGUUCGAAGGGUUUUCGAGACAAUUCCCAUAUGAAUAAACACAAACGUAUACAUAGCAGUGAACGGCCGUACAAGUGUAAAGAUUGCGGUAAAAGUUUUACACAGUCGUAUAAUUUAUCGGUGCACCGACGAACACAUCUGAAGGAGAAAAAACUGAAUCAUCUUAAUGAAAAUCAUCAUGAUGAAGUUGUAUAAAUGUAAAAAGAGUGAUUAUUAUUUAUGUUCUCGACAGAAAAAUAUAAAAUACAUAAUAUGAUGAUUAAUAUAAAA
This is a messenger RNA of Calliphora vicina (urban bluebottle blowfly), 1662 nucleotides long. RefSeq names its product zinc finger protein 91-like. The record is from RefSeq and is a predicted model, not a curated record. Bases 1 to 1587 code for a protein of 528 amino acids. Gene Ontology annotation, molecular function: DNA-binding transcription factor activity, RNA polymerase II-specific; RNA polymerase II cis-regulatory region sequence-specific DNA binding. Gene Ontology annotation, biological process: regulation of DNA-templated transcription. Lineage: Eukaryota; Metazoa; Arthropoda; Insecta; Diptera; Calliphoridae. The transcript has 3 exons.